AUGUUCUUCGGCUCACUACCAGAACAAGCUGAUGUGCCGAUUGUCGACGCGCCUGUUGCAGCGUUCAAGGAAUUUUUGCAAUUUUUUUACUUGAAUGAGGUACGUUUAUCGUCUUCAAAUAUUGUUCACGUGACAAAUCUUUGCAAGAAAUACGAAAUGAACGAGUUUUUAAAACCAUGCGAAACUGCAUUUCAAAAAUCAUUAACUAUGGACGAUAUGUGCUGGGGCUAUGGCAUCGCUGAAUUGUUGGAACAAGACAAUUUACGCAAAUUUUGUGCGGAAAAAAUAAAGAGAAAUGCAGCGAUAGUAGUAAAAUCGGAAAGUUUUCUAGAAUGUGACAGCAAACUCUUAAGCAAGAUGUUGGCUCUCGUAUCGUCACAUUGGAGCACCUUGGAGAUAGUGAUCGCUUGCAUGGAAUGGAGUAAAGCCAAAUGCAAUCACAUUAGUUUGGAUCUGAGUCCGAAAAAUUUAAGAGACCAACUGAAGGAUGUAUUUUGUCGAAUUCCCUUUGACAAACUAACCACGCAACAGAUUUCACAACAUGUUGCCAAAUACAAAGGAUUUUUCACAGGAGAAGAACUUGAAACGCUGUUCAUUCAAACAUCGUUGCCCGAACAAUCAAACCCAUUUGAUUCACAACUGCUUCAAGAUAAUCUUACAAAUCAACAGGCAGGCCAAGUUUUAGUGUGUGACCGACGAAAG
Molecule: messenger RNA, 702 nt
Organism: Sitodiplosis mosellana (orange wheat blossom midge)
Lineage: Eukaryota; Metazoa; Arthropoda; Insecta; Diptera; Cecidomyiidae
Product: BTB/POZ domain-containing protein 6-like
Exons: 1
Molecular function (GO): protein binding
Source: RefSeq, a predicted model, not a curated record